AUGAACGACUAUCCUAUGGACGCUGCGCCGCAGUCGCUGUCCGAGCUCCUUCAGCAAUCAAGAAAACUCACAAAUCAUCUUGGUCGCUCUGAUCUCCCUCAGAUCCAGCUUGGCCUCGAUCAGAUCGAGAACCAGAGUCGCAAACUCGUCUCCAAAGGCCUCCGAUCCGGUUCCGCCCAGCCCGGAGAUGCUCGCGCUCACUACUUUCUCGCCAAUGGCGGUAUCGAUGCAGCGCAACUCGCUGAUACCAUCAACUCGGCCAACAUCGCAAGCACCUUCGAACCUCUUCAGCCUAUCUACGACACGGAUGUAGAGAGCUACCUCACACACGAGCAUCAGCAAGUCAUCAUCAGCGCCAUCGAACAAGGCAGACGCGAGACGCUCCAGGACUUCCAUCGCAACCUGGAUCGCACUAUGCACCGCGACUGGGAGAGGCAGAAGCGCAAGAUCCUUGAAGAGCUUGGACAACAUCAGCCAUCAAGCACGCCAACAGCAGGUCGUGACGUCGAUCUCGAUGCUUCCCGUUCUGGUUUCGGCGCAUCUACUUCAGCACACACUUUGCCCGCCGGCUCCAACGCUACCUCGCAGAUGCACGGCAAGAUGGCUCGCUAUCAGAUGGUCGUCUCCAGACUCAAUUCGUCUCGUCUCGAAGGCUACAGCCUGGCGUUGGCGCACGCCUUCAUCGAUGCCAUCUCUGGCCUCGGCGAGGAUGCAAAGAACAAAGAACUGCAAGAGAGCUGGAAGGCGCUCGCUUCCAUGGUACGAGAACAGAAUGUCCGCAAUGGCGAGUUCAGUGCCAAGCCCAUCAAGGAGCGACAAUACGCCCCUGCUUAUGUCGACCUCAAAGGCUGGAACGGCGUGGAUGGCAUCGAUCUCCGCAAGGAGCUCAUCGAUGGCUCAAAAGCUUUCCUGGAGAACGAGUUCGAGGAGCACAUGGAGCAGGUCAUCGCCGCCAAUCCCGUCCUAGCACAGCGCGGCGGUGCACCCACCGUUCGUUCCACAGUCAGCGCCUUCCUUCGUGUUCAGCAUCUCAGCUCCACCAACCAGUGGAGAUCCGACUUGGCCAAAGAGCUUGAUGCAUCCACCAAUGUGCCCAUCUGGGCCGAGCUUUACUUCCUGCUCCGCAUCGGCAAGGCCCGAGAAGCGCUCGAAUGCGCGUCUGAAAACGAGAACCGCAUCCGCUCUACCGACCCCUCCUUCCUCGCCUACCUCAAAGCCUGGGUGGACUCGCCCGACCGCCGUCUGCCGCGUCUGCUCAAGGACCGCUUCAUCGCAGAAUACAACUCUCGCUUCCGCACGCUGCCCGAGGUGCACGAUCCGUACAAGCUUGGUCUGUACAAGCUCAUCGGCAGGAUCGACGUGUCGAAGAAGUUCCCCACGCUUCUCACCUCAAGCAUCCAGAACUGGCUGUGGCUGCAGCUCAGCAUGGUCCGUGAGACCUACGAUGAGGAUGCCGAUGCUCAAGACUCGGUGCGCGAUCGCUUCACGCUGGCAGAUCUGGGCGCCAAGGUGGAGAAGUUUGGCGAGUCGUACUUUGACCCCAAGGGCAACCGACCGCUGUUCUACUUCCGCCUGCUGCUGCUGUGCGGCCAGUUCGAAAAGGCAGUCGGCUUCCUGUUUUCGCGCUCGGCUCAUCAGGUGGAUGCGAUCCACUUCGCCGUGGUCCUUGCCUACUAUGGCUUGCUGCGGGUUCCUUCGCAGGCAGUCUCGUCGCAGGUCGAAUAUCUGGUGGCCGAGUCGGACGGACAGGGCGGCAGCAUCGCCUCGAUCGACUUUGCCAAGCUGGUGCAACGCUACGUGCGUACCUUCUCGCAGACAUCGCGCCGAGAUGCACUGCAGUAUCUGUACCUGAUCUGCUUGCACGCGGAUGUGGCCGAGCCAGUAGGAUCCGAGCAGGUGCGACGCUGCCACGACCUGAUCCGCGCGUUGGUGCUCGAAGCCCACCCGACCGAGUUCCAGGAGCUGCUGGGCGAUGUGCGAACCAACGGCGCUAAGACGCCCGGUCUAAUCGAGAGGAACCUGCCUCUGAUCAAGAUCAAGAACGAGCGCGAAUUCCUCUCCACGAUUGUGCAGGUGGCUGCGACGCAGUGCGACAUGGCGCACCGCACCGAGUCGGCCAUCCUGUUGUACAAUCUGGCGGGUCAGCACGACACCGUGGUGGCUGUACUCAACAAGGAGCUCGGUGCGCGACUCACCGAACCCAGCAGCGCCGCAGAAUGGAAGUCGACGGGUCUUUCUUCCGGUGCCUCGUUCUCAGCGGCCAGCAACCUGGUCACGCUCGCCACUGCCAUCCUCGACACGUACGAGAAGCAGUUCGGCUAUUCGGGCAAGAACCGCGAUACCUGCCGUCGACUGCUGGAGCUCAAGAAGGCGGUGGGCCUGCACAGCGAAGGCCACAACCUGCAGGCGUUACAGACCAUCGAAGCGCUGCGCAUCCUGCCUCUGGAUGCCGAGUCGAGAAAGGACGUGGUGGCCAUCACGCGCAAGGCGGAAGAGUUCAAAGAGGUGGACGAGAACAUUGCACGCAACUUUUCCGAGAUUGUGCUGAUGACCAUGACGAUCCUGUACAAGCUGCAUCAGGAGCUCAAGGAGAGCAUCCACAGGAGCGGCACGAGCGCGAUGGACGAGUACCGCGCGCAGGCGCGGGCGUUGAUGAUGUGGGCGGGUAUGCUGCGCUUCCGCAUGAGCAGCGAAACGUACAGCCAGCUGACACGAUUGGAUGUAUUCAUCCACUAA
Messenger RNA from Kalmanozyma brasiliensis GHG001, 2736 nucleotides. RefSeq names its product Nucleoporin interacting component Nup93/Nic96. Bases 1 to 2736 code for a protein of 911 amino acids. Gene Ontology annotation, cellular component: nuclear pore. Gene Ontology annotation, biological process: protein import into nucleus; poly(A)+ mRNA export from nucleus. NCBI's taxonomy places the organism in Eukaryota, Fungi, Basidiomycota, Ustilaginomycetes, Ustilaginales. Gene Ontology annotation, molecular function: structural constituent of nuclear pore. The record is from RefSeq and is a predicted model, not a curated record. The transcript has a single exon.